AUGAAAGAGGGAAAAAUGCCCAAAGUUAAGAAGAGGAAAAAGGAGGGAGGAAUUCAGGCGAGAGUUGACAGCGACCUGGAGGAGACCUCAGAGGUGGAGGAGGAACGGGAGCGUCCUGAAAUAGGCUCGGAGAGCGAGAGCAGCAUGUACGGCCCCACCAAGAAGAAGAAGAAGAAACCGAAGGAGAAGAAGGAAAAGAAGCCCCGGAAGAAGAAGAGAGAUGAGGAAGAUGAUGACGAUGACGAUGAUGAUGGUAACAUGAAAGAACCUAAAUCAUCCAGCCAGUUGAUGCAGGAGUGGGGUCUUGAAGACGUUCAGUACGGCUUCACCGAGGACGACUACAAAACCAUCACCAACUACAAGGCUUUCAGCCAGUUCCUCAGGCAAGCAUCUAAUUUUGUGUCUGGAUUCUCUUCCUGUGUUAAACUGCUCUGUUCUGUUUCUGUUUCUGAGGAUUGUCAGAGUCCCUCCCUGACACUUUCAACAAAAACUCCACAGCCUCUCAUUGCCAAGAAGAACCCGAAGAUUCCCAUGUCAAAGAUGAUGACGGUGUUAGGGGCCAAGUGGCGAGAGUUCAGUGCCAACAACCCGUUCAAAGGCGCAUCUGCCACCGCUGUGGCCGCCGCUGUGGCCGCCGCCGUGGAAACGGUUACCGUGGCACAGCCAACGUCUGUCAGCAGCAGCCAGCCGAGCUGUCAGCUGGGGCCAAUCAAAAAAGCCAAAACCAAAGAGGGAAAGGGACCAGGAGUUAGAAAGAGAAGUAAGACUGUGAAGGAGGUGAAGAAGAAACCGAAGCCGAAGAAGACCAAAUCGAAGUCGGGCCAAAGUGGGAAGAAGAAGAAAGCAUCCUCGAGUGAGGAAGACUUCCUGGAGGAGUCGGACUUUGAUGACAUCAGCAUCCACAGUGCCUCCGUGCUUUCUGAUACCUCGGGGGCCGCCACCAAGAAAAAGGCCCGACGUGGGCGGAAAAAAAGGAAAAAGGAAGACGGCGACGGCUAUGAGACAGAUCACCAGGACUACUGUGAAGUCUGCCAACAGGGUGGAGAGAUCAUCCUGUGUGACACCUGUCCCAGAGCGUACCACCUGGUCUGUCUGGACCCUGAGCUGGAGAAGGCCCCCGAGGGAAAAUGGAGCUGUCCGCACUGUGAGAAAGAGGGAAUCCAGUGGGAGGCCAAAGAUGAAGAGGAGGAAGAGGAGGAGGCUCCGGGCGAGGAAGAGGAUGACCACAUGGAGUUUUGCAGAGUGUGUAAAGACGGAGGAGAGCUGCUGUGUUGUGACACCUGCCCGUCUUCCUACCACAUCCACUGCCUCAACCCGCCUCUCCCGGAGAUCCCAAACGGGGAGUGGUUGUGUCCUCGAUGCAUGUGCCCUCCCCUGAAAGGUAAAGUACAAAAGAUUCUGCACUGGACAUGGGGAGAGCCCCCACUGCCAGCUGAACUGCCUGCAGGCCCUGACGGAAAGCCAAAUGAUCCACUGACCAAGCCCCCACUCAAGGGCCACCCAGAGAGGGAGUUCUUUGUGAAGUGGGCUGGCCUUUCAUACUGGCACUGCUCCUGGGUCAGCGAGCUGCAGUUGGAGCUGUAUCACACGGUCAUGUAUCGGAACUACCAGCGAAAGAACGACAUGGACGAGCCGCCGCCGUAUGACUAUGGCUCCGGAGAAGAGGAGCUCAACAGCGAGAAGAGGAAGAGCAAAGACCCCCAGUACGCUGUGAUGGAGGAGCGCUUCUAUCGCUAUGGCAUUAAACCAGAGUGGAUGGUUAUCCACCGGAUACUCAACCACAGCUUCGAUAAGGAUGGCGACGUGCAUUACCUGAUCAAGUGGAGAGACCUGCCCUACGACCAGUGCACCUGGGAGGUGGAUGAUUUCGACAUCCCAGAGUAUGACACCCAUAAAGCUUUUUACUGGGACCACAGGGAGCAAAUUCUAGGGGAGGAUCAACGCCCCCUGGUGGUGAGGAAAGGAAAGAAACUGAAAGACGACCAUCCAAAGAGGGAGGUCCCCCCUGAUGCUCCCAUCAUAGAUCCAACCAUCAAGUUUGAGCAUCAGCCGUGGUACAUUAAUGCCACUGGAGGAACACUGCACCCAUACCAGCUGGAGGGCCUGAACUGGUUGAGGUUCUCCUGGGCUCAGGGCACAGACACCAUCCUGGCUGAUGAGAUGGGCCUGGGGAAGACAGUGCAAACAAUAGUGUUUCUCUACUCGCUAUAUAAGGAGGGUCACUCUAAGGGGCCUUUCUUGGUGAGUGCGCCCCUCUCCACGAUCAUCAACUGGGAAAGGGAAUUUGAAAUGUGGGCUCCAGAUUUCUACGUGGUGACGUACACGGGGGACAAAGACAGCAGGGCGAUCAUCAGGGAGAACGAGUUCACCUUUGAAGACAGCGCAGUGAAAUCGGGGCGCAAGGUGUUCCGCAUGAAGAAGGACACUCCAAUCAAGUUCCAUGUGCUGCUGACAUCCUAUGAGCUGAUUACAAUAGAUCAAGCCAUUCUGGGCUCCAUCACCUGGGCCUGCCUGGUGGUAGACGAGGCCCACAGACUGAAGAACAACCAAUCAAAGUUUUUCAGGAUUCUCAACGGGUAUAAGAUCUACUACAAGCUGCUGCUGACUGGGACUCCUCUUCAGAACAACCUGGAGGAGCUGUUCCACCUGCUUAACUUUCUCACCCCAGAUCGCUUCAAUAACCUGGAAGGCUUCCUGGAGGAGUUUGCCGAUAUCUCUAAAGAGGACCAGAUCAAGAAGCUCCACGACCUCCUUGGGCCGCACAUGCUCAGGAGGCUGAAAGCCGAUGUGUUCAAGAACAUGCCUGCGAAGACGGAGCUGAUCGUCAGAGUGGAGCUCAGCCCUAUGCAGAAGAAAUAUUACAAGUUUAUUCUGACGCGAAACUUUGAGGCUCUGAACUCCAAAGGUGGAGGGAACCAAGUGUCCCUCCUUAACAUUAUGAUGGACCUGAAGAAGUGCUGCAACCAUCCCUACCUGUUCCCCGUGGCUGCUGUGGAAGCUCCUGUAUUACCCAAUGGUUCUUAUGAUGGCAACCUACUGGUGAAGUCCUCAGGAAAACUGACACUGCUUCAGAAAAUGCUGAAGAAACUCAAAGAUGAAGGACACAGAGUUCUCAUUUUCUCUCAGAUGACAAAGAUGUUGGAUCUGCUUGAGGAUUUUUUGGAGUUUGAGGGAUAUAAAUACGAACGUAUUGAUGGAGGAAUAACUGGAGGCCUAAGGCAGGAGGCCAUUGACCGCUUCAAUGCGCCGGGUGCUCAGCAAUUCUGCUUCUUGCUUUCAACACGAGCUGGGGGUCUUGGCAUCAAUCUUGCAAGCGCAGACACUGUCAUCAUCUACGACUCUGACUGGAAUCCUCACAAUGACAUUCAAGCGUUUAGCAGAGCCCACCGUAUAGGCCAAAAUAAGAAGGUGAUGAUCUAUCGUUUUGUGACGCGAGGCUCGGUGGAGGAGCGGAUAACUCAGGUGGCGAAGAGGAAGAUGAUGCUGACCCAUCUGGUGGUGCGGCCUGGCCUGGGCUCCAAAACCGGCUCCAUGUCCAAACAAGAGCUGGACGACAUCCUCAAGUUUGGCACAGAGGAGCUUUUCAAAGACGAAAUGGAGGCAGCUCGAACCAUGGGUACCCACUUAAAGGCUUUCUUCUCAUCAACAGGUGACAACAAAGACGGCGAGGAGGGCAACGUGAUCCACUAUGAUGACGACGCCAUCUCGAAGCUGUUGGACCGCAGCCAGGACGCCACUGAAGACACGGAGAUUCAGAACAUGAACGAGUACCUGAGCUCCUUCAAGGUGGCUCAGUAUGUGGUGAAAGAAGAGGAUGGAGAGGAAGAGGUGGAGCGGGAGAUCAUCAAGCAGGAGGAGAACGUGGAUCCAGACUACUGGGAAAAACUCCUCCGCCACCACUACGAGCAGCAGCAGGAGGAUCUGGCUCGCAACCUGGGCAAAGGCAAACGCAUCCGGAAGCAGGUCAACUACAACGACACGACCCAGGAGGAUCAAGAAUGGCAGGAUGAUCUUUCAGACAAUCAGUCGGAGUACUCUGUGGGGUCCGAGGACGAGGACGAAGAUUUCGAGGAGAGGCCUGAAGGUGGGCGCAGGCAGUCUCGUCGGCAGCUGAAAAGCGAGAAAGACAAACCUCUGCCGCCCUUACUGGCACGCGUUGGGGGCAGUAUUGAGGUUCUGGGUUUCAACGCUCGCCAGAGGAAAGCCUUCCUCAAUGCCAUCAUGCGCUGGGGCAUGCCUCCCCAGGACGCUUUCAACUCUCAUUGGCUGGUCAGGGACCUGAGAGGGAAGAGUGAGCGUGAGUUCAGGGCCUAUGUGUCUCUGUUCAUGAGACAUCUAUGUGAACCGGGAGCAGACGGAGCAGAGACCUUCGCUGAUGGAGUCCCACGUGAGGGACUGUCUCGUCAGCAUGUUCUCACCAGAAUCGGGGUCAUGUCCCUUGUCAGGAAAAAGGUGCAAGAGUUUGAGCAUGUAAAUGGGAAGCUGAGUUCUCCAGAUCUGAUUCCCAUCGGAAUGGAGCUGAAGAAACUGACUGAGAGUGUAUCCUCUGAUCCCAACACCCCUGUGCCAGCCAGCCCUGUCGCCACGCAGCCCGGCACCCCUGUCCCACCAGAGAAGACUGAGUCUCUCUUGGGUACCGCUGAGGACAAGGAGACCGCAGACCAAGAUAGCAAGAAACUGUCAGAGCACGAAAAUUCCAGUGCAGAGCCAGCAUCUGCACCUGAGAAGGCAGCUGACAGUGAGGAGAGCAAGGCCAGCUCAGAGGAGAAAACAGGAGAUGAGAGGGACAGAACUGAGUCACCCUCCACAAAGACAGAGUCAUCUGCCAACACAAAAGAGUCCGCUUUGAAACAGACAGAGCUGUCAUCCAGUCAAACCUCACCUAAAAUGGAGCCCUGCAGAGAAACAGAGAAGUCCUCAGACAAAGGAGAUACUGAUUCUCCUCUGGCAAAAACUGAAGACAAGGAAAAUAAGCCAGCUGUUGCAGAUGACAUGAAGAGUGAAUACGCAUUAGAGGGUCGAUUAAAUGGAGACAAAGACACUUUGGAUGAGAUGGACGAGAGCAGGAGGGAGGACAAAAAUGGAUUCAAAGCCAAGUUCAUGUUUAAUAUUGCUGAUGGAGGUUUCACAGAGCUGCACACCCUGUGGCAAACUGAGGAGCGAGCGGCGCUGUCUUCUGGAAAGAUGCAUGACAUCUGGCACCGUCGCCAUGACUACUGGCUGUUGGCUGGCAUCGUAACGUAUCCUUUCCCAGCUUUGUUGGAGCAGGCUCUGGUGAUUGAGGAGCAGCUGAGGCGGGCAGCUUACCUGAAUAUGACCCAGGACCCCAGUCACCCGGCCAUGGCUCUCAACACGCGUUUUGCUGAGGUUGAAUGUCUGGCAGAGUCCCACCAGCACCUGUCCAAAGAGUCUCUGGCUGGGAACAAGCCUGCCAACGCCGUGCUGCACAAAGUGCUGAACCAGCUGGAGGAACUUCUGAGUGACAUGAAAGCAGAUGUGACACGACUGCCCAACAUGUUGUCCAGGAUCCCACCGGUAUCGGCCCGCCUGCAGAUGUCUGAGAGGAGCAUCCUGAGCCGCCUCACCAGCAGAGGCAGCGAACCGCCACCGCAGCAGCCUUUUAGCCAGGGCGGGUUUGGCUGCUCCCAGAUGUACAGCAGCAGCUUUGGUGGAGGAUUCAGAGGACCGGGGGGACAGCCCAUGGUCAACUACAGUCAGAUGCCUCUGGGACCGUACGUCAGCGUGUCCUCUAACGGUCCCCCACCCCCCACAAGCCAUCUGGACAAGAAGUCACUUGACUCCUUGAGAGACGUGGCUACGCCUGACCUCAAGUCAGGCAAACCUAGUGAUGUCAUCUGCAUUGAGGACUAGAUGAGCUCUGUAACACUGACCUGAGGUCAGAAACUCCCAGGGAUGGAAUCUGUAUGGAUGACAGCCGCCCAUCUCUUGCGCCACAUCGUCCUCUUUCUCCUGCUCCUUCCUGACUUUAAAAUCUACAAAAUCAAGCUCUCUGCUGUCUACGGUUAAGGCGAUGUAACUUUUUUGAUUAAUGCAGAUGUAUCUAUCUUAACAAUUGCACUUUUAUCUUUUGAGGAUCAUAGAUUAGGAGGGAAAAAGGAGCAGCUUUCCUGACAGAGGAAUUUUUUUCAGCCCUUCACUGCAAGGCAAAACUCAAGCAAGUUGGCAGUACUGAGUUUCUGAUGCUCUUAUUUGGGGCUCAUUCUAAUCUUGGAAUGUGUGUUUUAUUCGUGCCAGCCUCGACCGUUUCAUUCUGCGCGCACUCUGCUGCUUUUAACCAUCUUCCCAAUCAUUGUACACUGUGACUGUGCCCCACUGGAGCUUUUUUCUCUGUGAAGAG
Messenger RNA from Seriola dumerili (greater amberjack), 6358 nucleotides. RefSeq names its product chromodomain helicase DNA binding protein 5 (gene chd5). Gene Ontology annotation, cellular component: nucleus; NuRD complex; chromatin. Gene Ontology annotation, molecular function: chromatin binding; histone binding; DNA binding. The record is from RefSeq and is a predicted model, not a curated record. NCBI's taxonomy places the organism in Eukaryota, Metazoa, Chordata, Actinopteri, Carangiformes, Carangidae. Gene Ontology annotation, biological process: chromatin remodeling; negative regulation of transcription by RNA polymerase II.